CGGUCUCGACAAUCAGUUCAGAAUGUCCAUUCUAGAGCGACUGGAGCAGAUGGAGCGUAGGAUGGCAGAGAUGGCCGCCCGCGACAACGCCAACGGCAACCAGCAACAACAGCAGCAGCAGCAGCAGCAGGGCAGCCAGCUGGCCACGCCCCCUCCUCCACCUGCACUGGACGACCAUGAACAGUCGUCACAGUGGUUUGAGAGGAGGAUUGUGGGAGUUUGUGAGCGGAUGAUGAGAGGAGGACGAUGGUCAGGAGGAGGAGGAGCAGGAGGAGGGGGAGGAGGAGACAGGCUUCAUCACUCCAUCCGACACCGAGGGAUGACACUGCUUCACCUGGCAGCAGCUCAGGGAUACACACACCUGAUCCACACACUGAUCCACUGGAGGAGCGUUAACAGCGACAGUCUGGACCUGGAACAGGAAGUGGAUCCUCUGAACGUCGACCACUUCUCGUGCACUCCGCUGAUGUGGGCGUGUGCUCUGGGCCACCAGAGGGCGGCGGAGCUCCUGUACGGCUGGAACAGUCUGGCUCUGGGGAUCCCCGAUUCGCUGGGACGUCUGCCGCUCGCCGUUGCGCGGUCCAGAGGACACACGCGCCUCGCCACGGCGCUAGAGGAGCUGCACACGCAACGCACACACGCGCACGUCACAGCCAGGGACACACCCCCAGCCGACGCCCCCAUGCCGGCCACGCCCCAGCCUCAGCUGCCCAUGUCUCCUCUGUCGACGAGCCCGGACACAGGUCUCAGCUCCUCCUCAAGCCUCCCAUCUCCCAGUGACCCCUCCUCCCCCUCUCCGAGCUCCGCCUACUCCAGCGGUCCCGCCCCCAUGGACACCUCCCCCUCCUCACUGUCCUCUCCCUCCUCCUCGUCCUCUCUGCCCGUCUCGCCUCCCUCCCCUUCGUCCCUCCCCCUCUCCUCUCUGCCCGCUGUUUCUGUGUGGGGGGCGGAGCCUGACGCCGGCCUCAGCGCAGGUCUGAACACUGGAGGACCCAGAGACUCCACCCUCUACCUGAUGGACUACGAGAGCGCGUCACCUGGACAAGCACACGCCUACGCACAUGCCCACACGCCCAGCGCACGACGCUCACACACGGCGACGCUGGAGGAGCAGCUGCUGAGCUACAGCGAGAACGCCGAGAACGAAGGAGAGGAGGAGGAGUAUCUGGAGGAGGAGGUGCUCCAGGUCGACAUGGCAACGUUGGCAGAGCAGAUCAUCGAGGCGACCCCCGAGCGAAUCAAACAGGAGGAUUUCCCCAGGGAGGCGGAGUCUCCGCUCAGAGAGAGGCGGGACAACCCGGCCAUCCAGGACACCUGGUUGGCCACGUAUCUGGACACGGUUGACGCCCACACGCACUCCCCCCCCAGGCGCAUGUGCCCCCCCUCUCCCCUCAGCGCCCUGGCUCUACAGAGGCUCCGCCCCCCGUCCUCAGCGGCGUGGGCGGAGUUCCUGAAUGCCUCGGCCAACGGGAAGAUGGAGAGAGACUUUGCUCUGCUGACGCUGACGGACGGGGAACAGAGGGAGCUGUACGAGGCAGCCAGGAUCAUCCAGAACGCCUUCAGGAGGUACAAGGGUCGAAGGUUAAAGGAGCAGCAGGACAUGGCCGCCGCCGUCAUACAGAGGUGUUACAGGAAGUACAAGCAGCUAACCUGGAUAGCGCUGAAGUACGCCCUCUAUAAGAAGAUGACGCAGGCGGCCAUUUUGAUCCAGUCCAAGUUCCGUUCGUAUUACGAGCAGAAGCGUUUCCAGCAGAGCCGCCGCGCCGCCGUGCUCAUCCAGCAGUACUACCGCAGCUACAAGGAGUACGAGCGGCUGAAGCAGGCGCCCAGGGGCGGAGCCAGCCACAACCCCAAGAUCAAGGGGUCUUUUCUGACAAAGAAGCAGGACCAGGCGGCGAGGAAGAUCAUGAGGUUCCUGAGACGCUGCAGACACAGGAUCAAGGAGCUGAAGCAGACGAGGGAGCUGGAGCGGCGAGGCCUGACCACCUAGAGCACCGCCAGGACGCACGCCGCGUGGACGCACGCCGCGUGGAUGCACGCCGCGUGGACGCACGCCACCGUCCACUCAGCACGCGUCGUCUGAACCAAACGACUGAAGGACACGCCCCUCUGUCCGUCCAGUGAAUGUAUCCGUCUGUCCAUGUCCACGCCCACCAUGACGGGUGUCGCACCAGGUGCCGCAAUGGGCGUCAGACUGUACACGAGGACAUAAAUGUAUUUAAAGUCCUAGAGGAGUAAUAUUAUAAAUAUAUAAAUAUAUAUUCAGAAGGUGGAGUUUA
Messenger RNA from Sphaeramia orbicularis (orbiculate cardinalfish), 2279 nucleotides. RefSeq names its product calmodulin binding transcription activator 2 (gene camta2). Gene Ontology annotation, molecular function: double-stranded DNA binding; transcription coregulator activity; protein binding. Bases 23 to 1990 code for a protein of 655 amino acids. Gene Ontology annotation, cellular component: nucleus. The record is from RefSeq and is a predicted model, not a curated record. NCBI's taxonomy places the organism in Eukaryota, Metazoa, Chordata, Actinopteri, Kurtiformes, Apogonidae. The transcript is spliced from 13 exons. Gene Ontology annotation, biological process: regulation of transcription by RNA polymerase II.